AAUUUUUGCCAUUCGUAUUUUGUGUUUAGCUUUUAGCAUUUGGCGUCGCCGUAUGCCGUUGAGCAUUGUUUUGCGCUUUAUGCUUUCUUGUUAAUUCACUACUUGCAUGCAUCGACCAAAUUUCAGCAUUGGAAUUGGUGGACUCAAUCAUUUCGUGCAUUCACUUCAACGCGUUCGGAAGGGUGGUGGUGCACUUGUCAAGUCGAAAUUAAACAAGUUUUUUGCUGAGCAGCUGUUCGCUUUGACGUUGUGACGGCACAUACCGACAUACGAGUCUACCCAAAGGGGGCAGCAUACCUUCACUAGGUGAUGAACGUGGAGUGGUGAUAUUUGGAAAUUUGCGCAUUGCUAAUUAUUUUUUUUGAUCAAAAUGAAAUAUUUCGGUGGAGUUGAAGGUGGUGCCACACACUCACGUCUGGUGAUCUGCGAUGACACGGGCAAAUCGCUUGCGCUAACCUCUGGUCUCGGCACGAACCAUUGGAUGGUCGGUAUACCGGAAGUAGCGCGCCGUAUAGCCGAUAUGGUGGAGCGCGCCAAAGAAGAAGCUGGCAUUGCGCCCGAGGUGCGUCUAACCAGUUUGGGAUUGAGCCUCAGCGGCUGCGAACAGGAGGCCACAAAUGAAGAUCUUAAGAAGGAGAUGUUCAAAUCCUUUCCUGAUCUUGCGCAGAGUUACGUCGUCUGUAGCGACACCAUGGGCAGUGUCUUCACCGCUUCACCGAUUGGUGGCAUGGUGGUGAUUAGCGGUACCGGUUCCAAUGCUCUCUUACGUAAUCCUGAUGGCAGCACAUACACUUGCGGUGGUUGGGGGCAUUUUAUGGGCGAUGAGGGCAGUGCCUUCUACAUCGCACAUCGAGCUAUGAAAAUUGUUUUCGACGACAUGGACAAUUUGCGUAGAUCACCUUAUCCCAUCGACCGCCUCUGGGAGGUUAUCAAGCAGCACUUCAAUGUCGACACACGCUUCGACCUACUGCCACACUGUUACGCCAACUUCGAUAAGCCGUUCUUUGCGAGCCUCUGUAAGAAGAUCGCACACGCUGCCGAUCAAGAUGACGAGCUCGCCAAAUGCAUAUUCAACGAUUCCGGCGCGUGUGUAGCGCGCAGCAUAGCAGCGCUGGCGCCCAAAGUGCAAGAUGAACUGGUCAAAACCGGCGACCUGAGCGUGGUGUGUGUGGGCUCCGUGUGGCAUAGUUGGCAUUUGCUGAAGCAAGGCUUCGAGCGCGAAAUGUGCAAGCAUGAUGUGCCGUUCAAUCUGAAAUUGGUCACCAUAACGAAGAGUAUGGCAUAUGGUGCUUGCUAUCUGGCCGCGGAUGCCAUCAACCAUCGACUGCCGCGCAACUAUCUGGACAACUUCGAUGUCAUGUAUCACUAUCGCACGAAAGAGAAGGCAACAAAUGGUCACACUAAUGGUAAUGGUCAGGCAGUACCAUCGACGGAUUGUAUUUGUCCCAAGUAAAAAUAAUAAAAAAGCAAAAACAGUAGUAUCAAUGCUAUAAGUUAAGAGAAUAACAAUAAUAAAUAUUUGUUGAGUCGUGCCGAAUUCCAUAGGUUAGUACAUACAUAUACAUACAUACAUACAUAUAUAAUGUAUAGACAGUUACAAAAUUUACCACUUGUAGUUGUAGUAGUCUUAGUUAAAUAAAUACAGAAAUAUACUAUAAAUAGCAAAUCCA
Molecule: messenger RNA, 1670 nt
Organism: Zeugodacus cucurbitae (melon fly)
Lineage: Eukaryota; Metazoa; Arthropoda; Insecta; Diptera; Tephritidae
Product: N-acetyl-D-glucosamine kinase
Exons: 5
Coding region: 371-1453 (360 amino acids)
Molecular function (GO): N-acetylglucosamine kinase activity
Source: RefSeq, a predicted model, not a curated record